Messenger RNA from Cyanidioschyzon merolae strain 10D, 1170 nucleotides. RefSeq lists its product as hypothetical. The record is from RefSeq and is a predicted model, not a curated record. The transcript has a single exon. NCBI's taxonomy places the organism in Eukaryota, Rhodophyta, Bangiophyceae, Cyanidiales, Cyanidiaceae. Bases 1 to 1170 code for a protein of 389 amino acids.
AUGGUAGGUCAAACAGAGCUGGAAGUGCUCGCCGCAGAGCGUCAGCGCAAGGCGCUCCGACGAACACCCAAGCUCCGAGCGCGGUCUCACGCAGUGCUGGCCAGCACUGGCUCUGUUCAAGGUCAUGCCACCGACACUACGACUUUCGGGACUCUCUAUGGAGUGCUGGUUGACUUUGGUAGCACCGUAUCCGCGAGUUGUGAGAAGAUUGCGUCGGUUUGCAGUGCGCUGCCUGGCUUCCGGUCGGAUAGUCUGGGAUCGGAGGAGCUCGCGUCGAGCAACGCCCUGGAGCACGUGCGGGAUAGUUUGCAGUCCUUGUUGCGAUCAUUGGCGAAACUUUUCGCUAACCUACGAGAUGCACAAGUUCGUCAUCGACUUGAUUCCGUGGAGCUUCCUGCUUGCAUCGUUUCGGAUAUGCGACAGAUCCAGAAUAAUUGGCUCGAUCUGAGUUGCCGCAUCGCAGCCAGCAUUGUUUGUGUGCAGCAAGCAAACCAGUGUAUCGGGGACCCGCAGAGCCAGAGCUUCACAGCUCUCCAUAGCGUACUACAGAAACAUCUCUACCUCUGUCGCAGAGAAUGCAUGCUUCUGGAAAGAAUUCGUACCAUUCAAAAGGAGUUGCGGCUGCGGGAAGCCCGCAUCGACGCCCCCAACCGCCGAGAGGCGCCUGCCCCCGAAGCGUUUCAAGGAUGCAGCGGCGUGCUCCGGCAGAUUAGGUCGAUGCAGAACGAAGAGCGAACCUCCAAGAGCCCGAAGAGAUGCGCUGUGAGAACCAGGCUUGAAAUUAGCGCACCUACGACACCGAACUUGCCAACUGCGGGACGCGAGGCGUUUUUUGUCGGCGCUGUAAAUGAAGCCGCUUCUCGUUCGCGUUGUUCGGAAGCGCUUGCUCCAACGCCGUGCCUUUUUCGUCUGUUCGAGCGCAGCAGCGCCACUCGACAACAUCCUGGAAGCGUUGGCGAACACUUGGACGGAUCGCGAUGGACGUCGCUACUCCAUCAUUCAGCAUUGAGUAGCCAGUGGCAAAUAUUGCGUUUCCGGUCAGAAGGUUUCCACGAUGAGGGUAGUUUGCAAUGCUCGCAUGGAUCAGGUAGCCUUCGUGUCCUCGCAGACUCAUUGCGUACGGAUGCCUAUCAUUACGCGGCAAACUUUGUGGGCUCACCGUGCUCGUAA